Messenger RNA from Dromiciops gliroides (monito del monte), 4557 nucleotides. RefSeq names its product whirlin (gene WHRN). The transcript has 11 exons. Gene Ontology annotation, biological process: auditory receptor cell stereocilium organization; sensory perception of sound. Gene Ontology annotation, molecular function: protein binding. The record is from RefSeq and is a predicted model, not a curated record. Gene Ontology annotation, cellular component: photoreceptor inner segment; cilium; stereocilia ankle link complex. Lineage: Eukaryota; Metazoa; Chordata; Mammalia; Microbiotheria; Microbiotheriidae. The coding region runs from base 540 to 3275 and encodes 911 amino acids.
GGGGCGGGGUGAGGGUUGAGACGUCGGAACAAGCUGGAAGCAGAGGCUGGAGCUGGAGCUCGCGGGGCGGGGAGCUCAACAGUUAGCAAAAGUGCCCCGCUGCCGACCUGAGGAGGCGGCGAGCGCCGAAGCGGCCUCGGAGCAUCUUCUCCGGCUCGUGGGACAGCUCCAGAGCACUUCGGGUACCGGUCUCUCUUUGCAUUUUGGAGGCGGGGAUCCCUCCAUCUACUUUUACUCAAAUUUGCAUUUCGGGGAAACCUUUCGCGGGGGACGUUCCUGGGCUCCGGACAUGCCCCGAGAUCUUUGUUUGACAGCUCGGGGCUCGCCCAAGCUGCCUUGCCGGGUACUCCAGGAGUAGAACCCCCGAUUGAAGGGGUGGGGUCCCCCAGGCCAGGGAGAAGUGGCCUGGCUGGGGGAGCCCGGGAAUAGUCUGACUUGUAGGUGGGGGAAGGAGGAGGUCCGGCGCUGCAAAAUUCUCAGCCUCCAGCCCCAUCAAGCCGCUAGGGCUCCCCGCUUCAAAGCGAUCCUGAGGUCGGGAGAUGAGCACCCAGUUGGACCGCCUGUCGGUGACCUCGUCCUCCACCGGCUCUCUGGGCUCGGCGGCCGGGGCGGCGGCUGGCUCGUCUGGCAGCGGGCUCCGGCUGCUGUCGGGCAACGUGCGCAAGCUGCACCAUGCCCUCAACUUGCUGCUGAGCGAUGCGGAGCGGGAGCAAUUCACCCACUGCCUGAAUGCUUACCACUCUCGGAGGAACGUCUAUGACCUGGUGCGGACCCUGCGCCUGCUGCUCGACAGCCCGGACAAGCGGCAGCUGCUGCCCAUGCUGCGCCUGGUCAUCCCGCGCUCUGACCAGCUACUCUUCGACCAGUACACGUCUGAGGGGCCCUACCUCAAGUCCCAUAUAGCAUCCGCCCCCGGGGGCGCCAACGGGGCCGGUCCGGGGCUGCUGGACGGCGCGGCCGCUGCCUCUCCUCCUCCUCCUCCUGCCGCCUACUGGCUCCCCCAGCCCCAGUCACUGUCCAGCCGAACGUCCCAAGUGGACUUUGGCCCUGGCCCGGAGGGGGCGCCCCUGGAGGAACUGCGCGGGGAGGUGCGGCUCGUGAGUCUUAGGAGAAGCAAGACCAAUGAGGGUCUCGGCUUCAGCAUCCGAGGGGGCUCUGAGCACGGUGUGGGAAUUUACGUGUCCCUGGUGGAACCAGGUUCCCUGGCGGAGAAGGAAGGGCUAAGGGUGGGCGACCAGAUCCUGAGAGUAAACGACAAAUCUUUGGGCCGAGUGACCCAUGCUGAAGCGGUCAAGGCACUGAAAGGGUCCAAGAAGCUAAUCUUGUCUGUGCAUUCCGUCGGGCGAAUCCCAGGGGGCUACGUCACCAACCACAUCUAUACCUGGGUGGAUCCUCAUGGCCGGAGCAUCUCUCCCCCCGGAGGGCUUCCCCAGCACCAGAGCAGCUCCCUCAGGAAACAGGAAGGGGAGAGGAGGAGCAUCUUGCAGUUUCUUCCAGAGGGAGACGAGAAAAAGGUGAACCUGGUACUUGGUGAAGGGAGGUCUCUGGGCCUCAUGAUAAGAGGAGGAGCAGAGUAUGCCUUGGGGAUUUAUAUCACUGGUGUGGAUCCAGGAUCUGAAGCGGAAAGCAGUGGUCUCAAGCUGGGAUUCUACAAAGGGCCAGCUAGGUCCCAGGUCACCCUGAGCAGCAUGGUCAACCAGACCCGGGUCAUCUUAGAGGAACAAGCCCGGCAUCUGCUGAAUGAGCAGGAGAGAGCAACCAUGGGCUACUACCUAGAUGAAUACAAGGAAAAUAACAUCCAUGUGGAUGCCCUCAUCAUGGCUCUGUUUGAACUACUCAACACCCAAGCCAAGUUUUCCCUCCUAUCUGAGGUGAGGGGGCUGAUCUCCCCCCAUGACCUCGAUCGCUUUGACAACAUGGUGCUGAAACGGGAGAUUGAGUCCAUGAAGGCCCGGCAGCCAUCCUGCACUGGCACUGGCACUGGCACGGACACUUACUCUGUGGUGUCUUACAGUGACACUGGCUCCUCCUCGGGCAGCCACGUCACUUCUACCACGGUCAGCUCUGCUCGAGAGCGGCUCUUGUGGUUAAUAGACCUAAUGGAGAAUACUCUGGAUCUUGAAGAGACUGGAGAAGUAAUCCAGGGCAGUAUCAAUGCUCUACCAGAUGUUUCCUUGGAUGAUGUUGUAUCUCUUUCUGAGGCACCACCCAACUUCAAGCCUCCACCACCACCUCCUCCAGCUCAGUCCCUUGACUCUUCUGUUCCCCCACAGAGAAAGACUGGGAAAGACCAUCUCAAACGCCCUUCUUCAGAGUCUUCUCAAUCGGGGCUUUUCUUCACAGCGCCUCGCAACCUUAGCCCACCAACUGGCCCACCAGAGAGGGACACACCCAGCACCCUAUCCACUGGAGCAACUUCGUCCACAGAGGGUUCUCUUGCCAGCCCCAUCUAUGCCACAAUUUCUCCAGCCAAUCACAGCUCGAAGAGAUCGAUGGAUACACAUCUGUCAUUUGUCAACCAGCACCCAAUAGGCCCCUUCCCCAGGGUUCAAUCUCCAACUCAUCUGAAGGGCAUGUCCCCUGAAGCUUCCUCAGGAAGCAGCCUCCCAAGUCCUCCCCUUCCCUCUCCUUCUUCUGUCCUCAUACCCCUGGAUAAGACCAGCCCCAAGUCAGGAACAAAUCAUCACUUUGUCAUGGUGGAAGUACACCGGCCAAACAGUGAACCAGAUGUGAACGAAGUGAGGGCCCUGCCGCAGACUCGAGCUGUUCUCCCGCUAUCACCCCCAGCAGCCUCUACCCUUUCCCAGCUGUCAGACAGUGGGCAGACUCUCAGCGAAGACAGUGGCGUGGACACCGGAGAGGCAGAGGCCAGUAGCAAGGACCGAGGCCGACAGCAGGCAUCCAUGAAGGGAAGAGGCAGCAAGGACCUCCCCCGGAAUGAGGGGGCAGCAGAGGCAGCCACCAAACCGCCUGGCCUCUUAGAACCCACAUCCUCUCUGAUUCGAGUGAUGAAAAGUGCAGCCACCUUGGGUAUUGCUAUUGAAGGCGGUGCUAAUACUCGGCAGCCCCUGCCACGGAUCGUCACCAUCCAGAGAGGUGGCUCUGCCCACAACUGUGGCAAGCUGAAGGUGGGCCAUGUGAUUCUGGAGGUGAAUGGCAUGACAAUGCGGGGCAAAGAGCACCGGGAGGCUGCCCGAAUCAUUGCUGAAGCCUUCAAGAUGAAGGACAAGGACUAUGUGGACUUCCUGGUUACUGAGUUCAAUGUGAUGCUUUAGGAGAAGGAUCCCAGAGUAGAAGAAUGGCCCAAGGGAGAGUGCCCAGGAUCCAAGUAACGAAGUCCAGUGGAGGCUCUGCUGAGCUCUGUGUUGUGUCUCACACGUGUAAAACUGCACGUAGCUUCACGUCAAACAGAUGCUCCUUCCCAGAUCUUCUCGUGAUCCCCCUCCUGGCACAUGCAUACCCCUCUCACCAGGUUAGGGGACAGGCACUUGCCUGGCUAUGGCAAGGUGAUGUGACAUGCCUGUUCCAACCAGCCUGACCACCAGCUCAGAUUAGGGCCCACCUACUCCCCUUGCCCUCAGGGAGGGUCCUGUUCUCAGGCACAUGGCCAGCCUGGCUGCUGGCAGGCAGACAAACAGACAGAGAGAUCUUAGCAUCCCCUGGGCUAGCAGUCAGCCCCAACAAAGCCCAGAGAGCAGGAAGGAAGAUGGGGAAACAGGGAAGGACUAAGAACAAGAAAGAGGCCCGAGGUGGGAGGGGGAGAAAGAACUCCCAGGAGAGAAGAGAAGAAGAGGCAGGAGAGAGCUUACGCUUUUGUUCAUCCUUCCCCUGACCUGUUUACAGUUGUCAGUCCUAGGCUCCACCUCUGUGUUAAGGAACAUUUCCUGUCUUUACCAUAUGCUCAGCUCCUUUGUCUUCACCCUGAACCCUUUUGAAUUUCUUCUGAGUUGGGUUAGAGGCUCUUCUGCCCUAGCCACCGGCUUUGGCCUCCUCCCCACCUUCUCCCACUCGUCACCCUUGAAGAGAGGAAUGUAUCCCAUCUGCCCCAGAGGAGCUUGGCUCCAUUCAGUAUCCCUUCUCCUUCCUCUGGGAAAGUGUGAGCCAGAGCAGGGGUGAAGAGAGAUCUCUGGGGCCUCAGAUGGUCCCCAGGAAAUGCCCUAUAGCAAUCUUAGUGCCACAGACUGGGUGGGCAGCAAGUGCUCUCCUGCCCUGGCUGUUUGUUCCACCCAGCUUACUUCUCCACUGUCUUAUUUAUUAUUUAUUUUCUACCCUGUCAGCCAUGGAUCCCAAGCUCCCCCCUUUCCAGCUCCUAUCCUGUCUGGUUACCCUGUGCACAGCCUAACAAUGGAUGCCUUGUAAAUGGCCAGCAAUGUCAGUGUAUUUAUAUAAAGAGCUUGUGACUUUAAUUUUUCAAUAAAUCUAAUAUAUUAGGAAAAAGUGUACUGUGGGCCUGCCUUCUUCCCAUUCAGUCAUUAGGUCAUGGCCUCCCACCAAGGAGUCUCUCCGCUUUAUUCCAGGGUCUUAUACAACAGUGUUUAAAUGAGUUUGACAUCUCUC